AUGCAGCCCAAGUUCCUCUCCCUCCUCGCCGUUAUGGCUUCUACGGUCCUCGCCGAGGUCAAGCACGUCGAGGUCGUCCACGUCUUCCAGACCCUCAACGUCCGAGCCCCAGCCAUGGGCUUCACGCCUCACAAGCGCAGCGCCCAAGACCUGUUUGUCCGCGCCAAGGAUGACGACGAGUGCGCCAGCUCCGUCCUCGACCUCCUCAAGGACAUGCCGACACCCACGGGCGACCUCCUGGACUGGUUCCUGAGCGACGUCCCCACCGCUGACCCCUGCAAGCUCACCAUCGCCGCCUCGCUGUCCAAACCCUUGGAGACCUAUCUUACAAAGGUUGGAGACUAUCUCGUCAGCGUCAACGACGAUGCCGAAGAACUUGUCAAGGAGUGCAGCACCAUCAACCCUCAGGCGGGAGGCCUUGUCCCUGAAUGCUCCGGCGGCAAGGGCAGCAUGGUCUUUACCGAUGCCAGCACCACAAGGACUGCCUCCCUGGAGUAUGUUACCGUCGGCGGUAGCGGUAACGCUGCUGCUCCCCGAGCUACUGGCAUGGCCGGUGUUGUCGCUGCUGCUGCUGUUGGUGCUGCAGGUGCCCUCAUGGCUCUGUGA
Messenger RNA from Fusarium keratoplasticum, 606 nucleotides. RefSeq lists its product as uncharacterized. The record is from RefSeq and is a predicted model, not a curated record. Bases 1 to 606 code for a protein of 201 amino acids. The transcript has a single exon. NCBI's taxonomy places the organism in Eukaryota, Fungi, Ascomycota, Sordariomycetes, Hypocreales, Nectriaceae.